Messenger RNA from Cuscuta campestris, 2520 nucleotides. NCBI's taxonomy places the organism in Eukaryota, Viridiplantae, Streptophyta, Magnoliopsida, Solanales, Convolvulaceae. The record is from the annotation of a GenBank genome assembly.
AUCUUUUAAUGAGAUAGUUGCCCUUGUAUCGCUGCUUUGUAUAUAUACUUCCGCCAGCUUAGAGAGAAGACUCAUCCUUAAAGCAAAAGGGAGAUCGUUGGUGUAUUAUUGUGUAUAUUUGGCCAAAGGGAAAAAUAAUAACUCAUGGUAGCUUCUUUCUGUUCUUUUUGUGUGGAUAUUCUUGAUUUUUUUUGGAUAUGCACAAAAAUGCACAACAUUUAAUGUUGUAGGAAAUAACUAUUGCUUCCACCUUUGCUACUAUCUUGAUAAAUCCAAAAUUCUUUGUGACGUCAGGCCAUGCAAUAAUAUGCAUAAUUAAACCGACCAGAGGUCAUCUAUCUAACUAUCAAUCUAUCAUCUACUAUACAUAUAUACAUAUAUACAUACCGAUCAUGCCGCCGGCCGUCAAUAUCGUCGCCGCCGAGAAGGGGGCCGCCGUCGACAUUCCCGCCAGGCUCACAUGUCAAGUAUUCAUAUGCUGCAUCAUUGCCGCCUUUGGCGGUUUCAUGUUUGGCUACGACAUUGGUAUCUCAGGAGGGGUAACGUCGAUGGACGAUUUUCUGAAGAAGUUUUUCCCGGGGGUGUACGUGAAGAAGCACGAGGCGAAGGAGGACAACUACUGCAAGUUCAACGACCAGUACUUGCAGCUCUUCACGUCCUCCCUCUACCUCGCCGCCAUGGUCGCCAGCUGGGUCGCCUCCAAGCUCUGCACCGCCUUCGGCCGCAAGCCCGUCAUGCAGUUCGCCUCCUUCUUCUUCCUCGUCGGCGCUGUCCUCAACGCCGCCGCCUCCAACCUCGGCAUGCUCAUCGCCGGACGCCUCUGCCUCGGCGUCGGUGUCGGUUUCGGCAACCAGGCGGUGCCGUUGUUCAUAUCGGAGAUGGCCCCACCGAAGAUUAGAGGGGCCCUCAACAGCUGCUUUCAACUCCUGAUCACAAUCGGCAUUCUGUUUGCCAAUUUCAUCAACUACUUCACUUCCAAGAUGACCGGAGGAUACGGGUGGAGGAUUUCCCUCGGCGGGGCCGCCAUCCCCGCGCUCAUCCUCGGCCUCGGCUCCCUCGCCAUCCUCGAGACACCCACCAGCCUGGUCGAGCGCGGGAGGACGGAGGAAGGCCGGAAUGCGCUCCGGCGGAUCCGCGGCACGGACAACGUCGAGAUGGAGCUGGGUGAGAUCGUGCGGGCCACGGAGGUGGCGCGCGGGAUCCGGCACCCGUUUGUCAACCUCAUGACGAAGCGGUCCAACCGGCCGCAGUUCUUCUGCGGCACGAUCAUCGCGGUGUUCCAGCAGUUCACCGGGAUGAACGUGAUCAUGUUCUACGCGCCCGUCCUGUACCAGACCAUCGGGCUCGGGGCGGACGCGUCCCUCAUAUCCUCCGUGAUCACCGGGGGCGUCAACGCCGCCGCCACCUUCAUCACCAUCGGCUUCGUGGACCGCCUCGGGAGGAAGUUCCUCCUCGUGGAGGGCGCCCUCCAGAUGCUCGUCUGCCAGUGCCUCGCCGGGGCGAUCCUAAUGAAGCACCUCCACUCCACCGACGCCAUCCCGAGCCACUACGCGGUCAUGCUGCUGAUCGUGAUCUGCGUCUUCGUGGCGGGCUUCGCGUGGUCGUGGGGCCCGCUCGGGUGGCUGAUCCCGAGCGAGAUCUUCUUGCUCGAGACCAGAACCGCGGGGUUCUUCUUCGCGGUGAGCGCGAACAUGAUCUGCACCUUCGCCAUCGCGCAGGCGUUCCUCACGAUGAUGUGCCACUUGAAGGCGUUCACGUUCUUCUUCUUCGCGGCGUGGAUCGUCGUCAUGGGGAUCUUUUCGUGCUUUUUCUUGCCUGAAACAAAGGGAAUCCCCAUUGAUGAGAUGAAUGAGAGAGCUUGGAAGAAGCACUGGUACUGGAAGAAGUAUAUUAGUGAUGAUGAGAGAGUUUCUACUCUUGCUGAUGAAUCGUGAUGAGGUCCAAUUUAGUUAGCACAUACAGUGGUUUUUGCCUGUUCUCCAAUUAAUCAUUUUUAUUAUUCGAGGGGACCGACCCAUUCCUUCUUCCCUUUCUGAAUUCUGAUUCGCACAAACAGAGACCAUCAUUUUCUUGCAUCGCUGCUGACCGCCUUCAAUCUCCUCGCGACUCGACCCCUAUCAUCAUUCAUCAGGGAGUUCUUCUUCAUCCACCAUCUAUUUUAGAAUUUCUGGAUGUAGUGAUUUCUUGAGCAGAGCUUUUGAGUUUUGUCCUAGAGAGGCCUGGACGCACGGCUCUUCAUAGUAGUACUUUUUUAUAGCAAAUUACAAAAAAGAGUAGACCUCGUUUAGGGGUUUAAGGACUAAGCAGUGUGUUCUUGGAGGGAAGAUUUUUCCUGGAGGCUGACAUUUAGAUGGGUAGUUCAAAAAUGGAGGGGUCAUCCAUACCUGCUUUGAGGAGAGACCCAUACGAGGUAUUGUGUGUUUCAAAGGAUUCCUCUGAUCAGGAAAUAAAGACUGCUUAUAGGAAACUUGCCCUCAAGUGAGUACCUCCUUUUUUCUUUAGCAUAUUUUUUUUGUUUGG